GGGAAAGAUGCCGAAUGGUGUAGGUAUACCGAGUGAAAUCAACGUACCGCAACUAUUUUCGGAUGUAUCGCGUACUUUAAAUGGAUUCAAAAAUCUGUUCAUUCCAUCACCAAGAACUUCUGGAACAGAAAUGCCAGCACAUUAUGAUAUCCCUUCUUUAUCCAAUGCUGUUACUGAUAUUUUCUCGGGCAAUAUGUGUUUUAAAGCGUGUGGUAUGGAAGACAUUCAAAUAGCUGCUCAGAGAGCUGGUGAACUAUUCGUAACUGUCCGGUACUGUAUCAUUACAUUAACAAUAUUCAUCAUUAUUUGUACGAUUUUACUCUCCGUGGCACUCGCUUGGUAUCUAUUCAAGACAACGUUAAUUUUUGAUGGACGCUCUGGAUUACCUAUCAAAUCAACAUUCAAUGAAACAUCGAUGUUCAAUCACAGUCGUUAUCAGAAAACUCGAUCGCUAACUCCAGCGAGAGAAAAUAUUAGAAACUGAUUUUCUGCUGAUUUGCUGAAUAAUUGAAUAGCAAACUGCGUCCAGAAUUUCUUCAUCAUAAAUUGUAACAUUAGUAUGGAAGAGUAUUAAGUACUGAUUUUAGGAUCGAGAACGGCAG
Messenger RNA from Loa loa (African eye worm), 602 nucleotides. RefSeq lists its product as hypothetical. The transcript has 2 exons. Bases 8 to 484 code for a protein of 158 amino acids. NCBI's taxonomy places the organism in Eukaryota, Metazoa, Nematoda, Chromadorea, Rhabditida, Onchocercidae. The record is from RefSeq and is a predicted model, not a curated record.